AUGUCUUCUUCUUCGUUAUCCAACAUGACCCUCAGGAGCAUCUACAUCGUCCGUCAUGGCUACCGCUCCGACUGGCUUCCCUAUACCGUGGCCCCGUUGACAGGAAUCGCUUGUGAUCCUCCUCUAGCCCCCCAUGGCGUUGACCAAGCAACUGAAUUAGGUGAAUACCUCCAUGACCAAGCAAUCCCAAAACCUCAACUCAUAUUCUCUAGCCCGUUCUAUCGAUGCGUAGAAACCGCAAACCCUGCCGCAAACCGUCUUCACAUCCCGAUUUUCCUCGAACAAGGAAUUGGUGAAUGGUUCAAGAAAAACCGUGGUCCGAUUCCAGACCCCCCAUCAUUACGUAUACUUUCAACAUUUUUCCCAACGUUAUCUGGCGAUUGGUACGAUAACUCUGACGUUAUUGCAGACCCUACUGGCGAAGAUGAAGUUGAUAUUUUCCACCGUUGUCAAGCUUUCUGGAAAAGUUUCAUUCCGAAGGUGGAGGAACAAUACCCAGAAGUCGAGAGUAUAAUGUUGGUGAGCCAUGCCGCAACGAAAAUCGCCCUUGGAAUGGCUCUCCUAGGUUAUGAUAACGCCCAUCAAUUUCUUAAGCCUGAACACGGCGGGGACGGUAAGAACUUGAGGAUUGAUGCCAGUACCUGUUCUUUAGAUUCCUACGUGAUGGACCCGGUAAAGAAGCAAUGGGGAGUCAAUUUUACUGGAAACACCGAAUUCUUAACAAAUGGCGGGGAAAUGGGCUGGCAUUUUGCCACUAGUAAGUUUGUGGCAGGAUCCAAAGAGGAAAUUGAGGAAAGAAAGAAAAAUUCAUUAGACCCUUGUUGA
This is a messenger RNA of Saccharomycopsis crataegensis, 825 nucleotides long. Its product is annotated as histidine phosphatase family protein. NCBI's taxonomy places the organism in Eukaryota, Fungi, Ascomycota, Saccharomycetes, Ascoideales, Saccharomycopsidaceae. Bases 1 to 825 code for a protein of 274 amino acids. The record is from RefSeq and is a predicted model, not a curated record. The transcript has a single exon.